Molecule: messenger RNA, 1844 nt
Organism: Panicum hallii
Lineage: Eukaryota; Viridiplantae; Streptophyta; Magnoliopsida; Poales; Poaceae
Product: diacylglycerol kinase 5-like
Exons: 13
Coding region: 227-1687 (486 amino acids)
Molecular function (GO): ATP-dependent diacylglycerol kinase activity
Source: RefSeq, a predicted model, not a curated record
CAACCCGCCCCCUCUUCCCUCCUCGAGCUCAGCACACAAGGACACACACCCAGCACGCGCAAGGGGGCGAGAAGAAUCCCUCUCCCCGUUCGCAUUCCUUCCCUCCGCCCGCGGCUCGCCCACGGCCCGACCCGAGCCCCCAGGCCGCCGCUCGCUCUAGGGCCCUCUGCGCCGUCCGCCUCAAGCGAUUCAGAUUCUCCCUAGCGCCCCCAGGUUGCAGACUUCAAUGGAGAAAAAUGCUGACGGAAAUAACAUGAUGAAAGAAUUCUAUAUCCCAACUUAUAUUUUCGCGCCAGAGUCUCCAGUGGAGCAUGUUUCUCAGAUACCAACAUGUCCUGUGAUUGUUUUUAUCAACACCAAAAGUGGUGGCCUGUUGGGGCGUAAUUUAAUUGUCACAUACCGUAAGCUUCUCAACCAUGCUCAGGUGUUCGAUCUGCUUGAUGAAGCUCCAGACAAGGUCUUGCACAAAUUAUAUAGCAACCUGGAAAGGCUCAAGCAUGGUGGCGAUACUCUUGCUUCUGAAAUCUACAGGAGACUAAGGCUAAUAGUUGCUGGAGGUGAUGGAACAGCUGGUUGGUUGCUUGGAACUGUAUCUGAUCUUAAGUUAGCACAUCCACCUCCUGUUGCUACAGUUCCAUUGGGAACUGGAAAUAACUUGCCAUAUUCUUUUGGAUGGGGGAAGAGAAACCCUGGAACAGAUCAGGAUUCGGUCAUAUCAUUUCUUCAAUUGGUAAGAGAAUCAAGAGAGAUGAACAUUGAUAGCUGGCAUAUUGUCAUGAGAAUGGAAAGCCCAAAAGGUUCACCUUGCGACCCAAUUGCACCUCCAGACUUGCCUCAUUCGUUGCAUGCAUUUCGCUGCGUGCCAAAGACAGAUCCACAAGAUAUGGAAUAUUCUUACACAUAUCGUGGGGGGUUUUGGAAUUACUUCAGUAUGGGAAUGGAUGCCCAAGUAUCUUAUGCGUUUCAUUCUGAGAGGAAACUGCAUCCAGAGAAGUUCAAGAAUCAGUUGUCCAAUCAGAAACAAUAUUUAAAGCUCGCAUGCACGCAAGGAUGGUUUUGUGCCUCUCUGUUUCAUCCAAUGUCUCGGAACAUUGCUUGCCUUGCAAAAGUAAAGAUAAUGAAGAAAUCUGGAAAAUGGGAAACAUUGGAAAUUCCGCAGAGUAUCCGGUCCAUUGUUUGUCUCAAUUUGCCUAGCUUCUCUGGUGGACUAAACCCUUGGGGAACACCAAGUAAGAGGAAACAAAGAAAAAGAGACUUAGUAAUGCCUCCACUUGUGGAUGAUGGCCUUCUAGAGAUUGUGGGUUUCAAAGAUGCUUGGCAUGGGCUUGUCUUGCUAUCCCCAAAAGGCCAUGGAACUCGUCUUGCUCAGGCUCACCGUGUUCGAUUCGAGUUCCUCAGAGGUGCAACCGAUCAUGCUUACAUGAGAAUGGAUGGGGAGCCCUGGAAGCAGCCUCUUCCAACAGAUGACGGCAAGGUCGUGGUAGAGAUCUCCCAUACUGGGCAGGUCAAGAUGCUCGCGACCAAAGACUGCAUAGCCAAAGGCAUCCAUGAGUCGUGCCCAGCUAUUUCAACGAUUCAUCCAGAUUCCAGCUCCAGCGAUGACACGGACGAUGACUUCGAGGAGGAGAGGAGGAACUUUGGGGCCGCCUUGUCAUUUCGGUACACGGGUGAUGUGAACAAACAAUAAAAGGUCGUGUUUUUAUUGAGCCUUGUACAGUUUGUUUGCGUAGGCCGUAGGAACUAGGAAGUAGGUAGAUGCGCUAAUUUACGGAAGACUGGAAGGCGUCCAUGUAAGAUAACUUUGGCUGAAAAGUUGGUUUUGCUAUGACAAAGUUGUGUUGUGA